UUAGGCGAAAACUUGACAAACUCCUUGGGUUAGUCUCGAUGCGAUCAGUCCGGCGAGUUGUGUCUUUGGUGGAUAAUGUUAGAUACUAUUAAAGACAUUUUGGACUGCGCGUUCAUACACAACAUCACCAAUUCGAACACGACUAAUCAUUCCCAAGGAAACAAUAAUGCGUCCCCAAAAGAUGGCAUUCAGUGGCGGGGCAACCGCACCGGCAGCUUCAAUAACGGGCAAUGCAACGGAGGCGGCCGGGGCCUCAACGGCGGCAUUUUCGGCGACGGCGGCGAAGCCGGGGGUUGCAAUGGGACUGAGGGCUCGGCCGCAGCAGGGCCGGACCAGCUGGAGGGGCCGGGCUCAAUUGAGAAUGACACUGUUCACCUCAAGAGACGGGUGGGACUCAUCAGUGGGGUGGCUUUAAUUGUCGGAACCAUGAUAGGUUCCGGAAUUUUCGUUUCCCCGUCGGGACUCCUUGUCAGGACCGGUUCAAUCGGGAUGAGCUUUGUGAUAUGGAUGGCAUGUGGAUUGUUAUCCCUUUUAGGUGCCCUUUCUUACGCAGAAUUGGGCACGAUGAAUACAUCUUCGGGGGCGGAGUACGCAUACUUCAUGGACGCAUUUGGAGCCCCGCCGGCAUUUCUUUUUUCGUGGGCCAGUACCCUGGUGCUGAAACCAUCCCAAAUGGCUAUCAUUUGCCUAAGCUUCGGAAAAUAUGCCGUAGAAGCGUUCGUCUCGCAGUGUGACCCUCCAGAAAUUGUUGUCAAGAUGGUAGCGUUACUGGCUAUAGUUGUGAUCUUGUAUGUUAACUGCUACAGCGUCAAUUUGGCAACAAGUGUUCAAAAUGUCUUCACAGCAGCUAAACUUGUUGCAGUACUGAUUGUGAUAUUAGGAGGAAUGUAUAAAAUAGCUGAAGGAAAUACUCAGCAUUUACGACAACCUUUCCGCAACACACAAUACUCUAUUGGAAAUAUUGCAACAGCCUUCUACACUGGUUUAUGGGCAUAUGAUGGUUGGAACAACUUAAAUUAUGUUACUGAAGAAAUUAAAAAUCCUUCCAGAAAUUUACCACGCAGCAUCAUCAUCGGAAUACCCUUGGUGACCGUUUGCUAUGCCCUGAUCAACGUUUCUUACUUGGCCGUCAUGUCACCAAUGGAAAUGGCCAACAGUGAAGCAGUGGCCGUAACCUUCGGAAACCGCUUAUUGGGAGUUAUGGCAUGGUUAAUGCCUUUGUCAGUCACCAUCUCCACAUUCGGCUCCGCAAAUGGAACAUUGUUCGCCGCAGGUCGAUUGUGUUUCGCAGCCAGCAGGGAAGGCCAUCUGCUUGACAUACUGUCCUACGUUCACAUCAGAAGAUACACUCCGGCACCUGGACUCAUAUUUCACUCAAUCAUAGCUGCCGCAAUGGUGUUAUACGGUACCAUCGACUCCUUGAUCGACUUCUUCAGUUUCACUGCUUGGAUUUUCUACGGAGGUUCAAUGGUUGCCCUGAUUGUUAUGCGUUAUACUAAGCCAAACUACCCGAGACCUUACAAGGUACCAAUAAUCAUUCCUUAUGUGGUAUUAGUGAUCUCUAUCUACCUGAUAAUAGGCCCCAUUAUAGAUAAGCCUACCAUCGAGUACCUGUAUGCUGCGCUCUUUAUUUUGGGAGGAAUGCUAUUUUACGUUCCUUUCGUGCAUUAUAAGCUGCGCGUACCAUAUAUGGAUGGUAUGACAGUCUUUUUACAAAUGUUAUUUGAAGUGGCACCUACAUCGAAUAUGUUUGAGUAGAUCCAGGCAGAACUUCUUAGCUAAAGCUCAAAUAGACAUAGAUCCAUCAUGGUUACAAGGCGUAUUUAAGUCGUAUCUAUACAAAAAUAUUUUUCUUAUGCCUGCUGUGAAUAAGUGUAGAUCGACCUAAGGAAUUGUAUAGAAAAUAUAAAUAAAAAAUUAUUGCACGGAUCAUUCCUGAUAAUCGAGACACCAUGGGGUGCAACGUGGAUGUCUCUCAAUUUUUAAUAAAAAUAGUUACAAAUGAAAUUAGUUGUCCGAUGAAUAUAACAUUUGCCGAAAACAAAAUUAAUAAAGCAGAAUUCUAAAUUUUAAAACGAAUGAAGUUGUCCGCCAUUCACUGCCUAAUGAAACUCUUUUCAUUUAAAUAAUAGUUAAUUAAUCAAUUGUAAUAAUCAAAUUGAGAUAUUAAAUUUUAUAAAAACUAAUUUCAUUUGAAACAAGGCAUUUUAUACCAACUAACUGUACAUUUAUUACGAAAAGUCUGACUUUUUUAUGAAAUUAUUUUUAUAAUACAGAUAUCUUGUAACCAUGAUAUUGUAGAAGUUGUUAUGAUGUUAAGGUAAAAAUAUGCCAUAGUCAUUCCUUACCUAAACAUUGUUGAAUUUUGUAUUUAUUUUUAAUUUUUCAAUUUGUAUUUUUUUAUUUGAUAAAAUUUCUUGUCUAGAGAGUACUACUUGUCACUCUAACAUAGUUGUAAUAUUGGAAAGGUAAACAGUUUUUAUCUAUUUUACUACACUUAUUGAUUCUCAAACAACAUUAACAACAAAUGUACCUGUAUAUAUUUGCCAAUUUGAUAAUUAUUUACAUAUCCGCAACAGAUACUCUCGGCAUUUGAAAUCAUGUAACAUCGAGAUGAUAGUUGAAAUUGUUAUUAUUUAUUAUUGAUUAAGAUUAAUUUUUGUAUAAAAAUAGAUCAGAAACAUUGUUGCCAAAUGUAAAGCAUAUAAUGAAAUAAAUAUAUAUUAA
Molecule: messenger RNA, 2727 nt
Organism: Aethina tumida (small hive beetle)
Lineage: Eukaryota; Metazoa; Arthropoda; Insecta; Coleoptera; Nitidulidae
Gene: sbm
Product: b(0,+)-type amino acid transporter 1
Exons: 10
Coding region: 76-1758 (560 amino acids)
Biological process (GO): amino acid transmembrane transport
Cellular component (GO): membrane
Molecular function (GO): L-amino acid transmembrane transporter activity
Source: RefSeq, a predicted model, not a curated record